AUGGAGGUUAAGCUAUGGAAUGACAAGCGCGAAAGGGAGAUGUACGAUAGUUUUGCUGACCUUUUUGCGAUUAUAAAGGCCACAGAGAAACUCGAGAGGGCUUAUGUUCGUGACGUUAUUUCACCUAUAGAGUAUGAAACUGAAUGCCAGAAACUAAUUACCCAUUUCAAAACCCUGUCUUCCACAGUGAAAGAUAUUGUCCCGAGCAUUGAGCGGUUUCAUGACACUUAUAAGAUGGAUUGCCCGGCUGCUCUAAACCGCCUUGUGACAUCUGGGGUUCCGGCCACAGUUGAGCAUCGGGUGGCUGCAGCCAUGUCGUCUAACACCUCUGCCUCUAUUGUGGCUGAAUGUGUGCAAAAUUUUAUCACAGCUAUGGACUCGUUAAAAUUGAACAUGGUUGCUGUUGAUCAGGUCUAUCCAUUGUUGUCUGAUUUGUCAGCUUCCCUCAAUAAGCUUACCAUAUUGCCUCCCGAUUUUGAAGGGAAGACGAAGAUGAGGGAAUGGAUCACUAGGCUCUCGAAAAUGGGUGCUGCUGAUGAGCUGACUGAGCAGCAAGCUCGGCAGCUACACUUUGACUUGGAAUCAUCUUACAACUCUUUUAUGGCGGCAUUGCCUACUGCCGGGACUUAG
Molecule: messenger RNA, 630 nt
Organism: Fraxinus pennsylvanica
Lineage: Eukaryota; Viridiplantae; Streptophyta; Magnoliopsida; Lamiales; Oleaceae
Source: the annotation of a GenBank genome assembly